Miscanthus lutarioriparius is the source of this 1062-nucleotide messenger RNA. Lineage: Eukaryota; Viridiplantae; Streptophyta; Magnoliopsida; Poales; Poaceae. The record is from the annotation of a GenBank genome assembly.
AUGCCGCCGUUGGCGGCCGCCGGCGAUUUCCUCAUUCUCGAGUUCAUCGCAGGCAACCGCCGCAUCCCCCACGCCGUGUUCGACUCCCUCCUCGCCUCCCUAUCCUCACCCUCCGCCUUGCCCCGCACCUCACAGCGCCUCCGACAAGCCCUAGUGCUCCGCGCCCUCGACGCUGCCCUCCACACCGAGGGCACCUCCUCCUGCUCCUCCAGCCUCCUCCUCCUCCACAAGGCGCGAAAGGUCCUCGCCGACCCCGACGCAGCCGCCUGCUUCCCCCACCAGAUCUCUUUUGCAGACAAUGAAGAGAAGGACGAGGCUAGGGCCGCGGCCGCGGUGGCCGAUCUCAAGCGCCUCCUCGACCUUGAGUGGGCCAACCUCCCGCCCUCCACACUCGAGCGCGCCGCCGACAGGAUCGCCGGGGACGGGGCCCACCAGACGCGGCCCGCCGUCGACCACACCAAGCCUACAAAGCGUCGCCUGCUCGUAGGGGAAUCAACGGAGCGUGAGAUUUUAUCUAAGCUUGUGCAGGAUAGAUCCAAUUCUCAUCAACCAAUUCUGACGGAAGUUGCUGAUAAUGCGAGCAAUGCCAAUGAAGCUGAUGGUGCUCGACGAGAUGAUGAGGCCCAUUCUUCUAAUGAAAACAGUGAGGCUGAUUGUGGUCAAGAAGGUAUGGCUGGGCACCAAAAUGCAUCGGUUAAAGGAGCAGAGGGUCGAGUUUCAGAGAAGGCUGUCCCUGCUUCUAAAAAGUGCAGUCUUAUGGAGAGAAAUCCCAAUGCAAGCACUUAUGAGUGGGAUAGCUCUGAUGAUGAUCAGCCAGUACGGAAGCGCAAAGUACAUCAUUUUGAGAGAAAAUCAUAUCCUUCUCCUUCAUGUGCACAUAAGAUCAGAAAGAAGUGGAGUGAGAUAGAGGAAAAAACCUUGCUGGAAGGGGUGGAGAAGUAUGGCAAAGGCAAUUGGAAAGAUAUCAAAUUAGCUUACCCUGAUGCCUUUGAGGAGAGAUCAACGGUAGAUCUGAAGGACAAGUUCAGAAAUUUGGAAAGGCACCACCAUGAAUCGGCUUGA